CGCCGCCGACACCCAGCCCUUUUCCCCCACCAGUAGGACUACAUUUCCCGUCACCCCCCGCGGCAGCAGGACUCCCAGCGUGACGUCAGGCAGCAGGCCCCGCCCGGUGUGGGCCGCUCUGUAGCUGCAGCGCUAGCCUCCUCCAGUCCCAUGUUACUUCCUGCUGCUGCCCUGGGGAUCCGCAGGCGUGGGGGGCCCCCAGCGUUGCUGCCACAGUCCCGGAGCCGGCGCAUCACUGGAGAGCAGUCCCGACCUUCGUACACCGCCCUGUGACACCCCUGCUGCUGCUGGCUAUGGGGCUCCCUCCUCCGCCUCCACAAAAGUUAUUUCCCCGGGAUCUGUGCAGCCCGAGGGCCUGUCCCUGAGCCGUCGCCCCCUGGUAACCCCGGCAGCCCGGUGCCCCCCUCUGCCCAUGUACUAGGCAGCAGCCAGAGAGUAGCCAGCAGGAUGAGGGAACCACAGUCUAUGUGACACUGCUGCCUCCAUUCAUGCCCUGCCUCUGGCUGCCUUUUUAUACUAUAUGCACAUAUAUUUUUAUUGCAAUCAUUUCUGACAGUAAGAAUCCUGGAACAGUUCCAUCUACUUAUCUCAGGAGACCCUCUCUCCCAAUAUAGAUCCAGAUUUUUGGAGUCUACUCCAUACAUUUUCUAUAGAAUUCCUGCAGCCGUUGCGCCAGCUCAUGAGAAUAAACUGGACCCAUAGAACCCACAUUUCAUGCCCCCUGCGGCUGGCAUUACCCGGGAUAUAACGCUAUUCCCAAUGAGCAUCGCCCCGUAUGGUGAAUGACUCGCCCAACAAGCGUCUAAAUCCGGGAAAUAAUGGAGCUAGAGAAUAUAGUGGCCAACACCGUCCUGCUGAAAGCCAGGGAAGGUGGAGGUGGCAAACGGAAAGGGAGGAGUAAAAAAUGGAAAGAAAUCCUAAAAUUUCCUCACAUCAGCCAGUGCGAAGAGCUGCGGAGGCAGAUUGAUCGGGACUACACUAGUCUCUGCGAGAAGCAGCCAAUCGGACGCCUCCUUUUCCGCCAGUUCUGUGAAACGAGGGACCAUCUUUUUAGAUGCAUCCUCCUCCUGGACGCAGUAACAAAUUAUGAAGUGGCCUCAGAUGAGAAGAGGAAAGAGACCGGAGAGGAGAUCAUUAAAAGGUUCUUUACCUCAACGUCUCCAGACUAUGUGCCAGAGAUUCCAGACUCUCAAAUGGAAGAAUGUAUAUUGAGCUUUGAAAAGAACCCUAGCAAGGAGGUCUUCAGCAAUUGUAUCAGCCUCCUCCAUGAGUUCCUGCGAGGGUCUCCUUUCAGGGAGUACCAGGAAAGUAUGUACUUUGACCGCUUCCUGCAGUGGAGAAGUCUGGAAAGGCUAGCAGUAACGAAGGACACUUUCAGACAAUACAGGGUGCUAGGGAAAGGAGGAUUCGGGGAGGUGUGUGCCUGCCAGGUCCGUUCUACGGGAAAGAUGUAUGCAUGUAAAAAACUAGAGAAGAAGAGGAUCAAGAAGAGGAAAGGGGAAGCUAUGGCUUUAAAUGAGAAGCAGAUCCUGGAAAAAGUGAACAGCCGUUUUGUGGUGAGCCUGGCGUAUGCGUACGAAACUAAGGACGCUCUGUGUCUGGUGCUUACCAUCAUGAACGGAGGAGACCUCAAGUUCCACAUCUACAGUAUGGGCAACCCUGGCUUUGAGGAGGAGCGUGUGGUCUUCUAUGCUGCUGAAAUCUGCUGCGGGCUGGAUCAUCUUCACCAGGAGGGCAUAGUGUACAGGGAUUUGAAACCAGAAAAUAUUCUCCUAGACGAUGAUGGUCAUAUCCGCAUCUCAGACUUGGGGUUGGCCAUCAAAAUUCCAGAUGGCGAGACUAUCCGAGGAAGAGUAGGAACUGUAGGAUAUAUGGCUCCAGAAGUGAUCAAAAAUGAGAGAUACACAUUUAGCCCUGACUGGUGGGGUCUUGGUUGUCUCAUAUAUGAAAUGAUUGAGGGACAGUCUCCGUUUCGUGCACGGAAGGAACGUGUGAAAAGGGAAGAGGUGGAAAAGCGAGUUCAGGAAGAACAAGAGUCAUACUCUGACAAAUUCCCGGAAGAUGCAAAAUCCAUUUGUAAGAUGCUAUUAGCCAAAGACCCUAAGCAGAGGCUGGGGUGCAGCGAGCAGGGCGCCAGCCAGGUGAAGCAGCAUCCGUUUCUCAGGGACAUCAACUUCAAGCGGCUGGAGGCUGGAAUCAUGAAGGCGUCAUUUGUGCCGGAUCCCCGGGCGGUAUACUGUAAGGAUGUGCUGGACAUUGAGCAGUUUUCAACGGUUAAAGGGGUCAAUUUGGAUAAAACGGACAAUGAUUUUUAUGUCAAAUUUGCCACAGGCUGUGUGCCAAUCCCUUGGCAGAAUGAGAUGAUUGAGACUGAAUGCUUCAAGGACCUUAAUGUCUUUGGACCAAAUGGGACCCGUUCUCCAGAUCUCGAUUGGAGGCAACUUCCUGAACCACCAAAACGUAGCCUGCUCCAGAGGAUCUUCCGAAGACAUCAGGCUGAUUAUGGGAUCACCCCAAAUGACUCCUCCCUUGUCAACACCACAAACCACCACUUCCAAAGCAAGACGGCAACAGCCAACGAAUCAUCUUGACGGAAUAUUCUAUGAACAGCCUCAGAAAGGCCUUGGUUUUAUCAAGAAACCGUCCAAGAACCCUUCUACAUCCCUCCCAUUUUCUCAGGUUUAGCCUUGAACUCUGUGCAAAACUUUUUACAGGAAAAAUAUAAAUAUAUAUAUAUAUUUUAGGUCUUCAAGACCAAAUGGACUCAUGGGAAAUGUAUAUUGCUGCGGGGAAUUACCUUCCGGCAGUCAUGUAUUUUAAACCUUUUUUUUUCUUUGUAAUUCUGAACAGUUCACUGCUGAAAACAUGUUUUAUGCUAAGUUCAUGGAAAUAUACAAGCUGUGUUUUUUGUCUCUU
Messenger RNA from Pseudophryne corroboree (corroboree frog), 2916 nucleotides. RefSeq names its product G protein-coupled receptor kinase 5-like. The transcript has 16 exons. Gene Ontology annotation, biological process: protein phosphorylation; signal transduction; regulation of signal transduction. Gene Ontology annotation, molecular function: G protein-coupled receptor kinase activity; ATP binding. The coding region runs from base 819 to 2591 and encodes 590 amino acids. Gene Ontology annotation, cellular component: cytoplasm. NCBI's taxonomy places the organism in Eukaryota, Metazoa, Chordata, Amphibia, Anura, Myobatrachidae. The record is from RefSeq and is a predicted model, not a curated record.